Molecule: messenger RNA, 774 nt
Organism: Plectropomus leopardus (leopard coralgrouper)
Lineage: Eukaryota; Metazoa; Chordata; Actinopteri; Perciformes; Serranidae
Gene: pebp4
Product: phosphatidylethanolamine binding protein 4
Source: RefSeq, a predicted model, not a curated record
GGCGGCGGCAGCAGCAACUGCGCGUGAACCAGAAGAAGAAAUCAGCAGCUAAACACUACUGGACAACUUCUGAGAGAUGGCUGUGCCGGCAACGUUUCUGGUGUUCUGUGCCUGUGUUUUGGGGUUUUACCAUGUGGAAGCAACACCAGACACCCUGAGCUCUCAGGAUUCUUCGUUCUGUCAUGGCGGACUAGAGGUCAUCUAUCCACAGCUGGACAUUGACAAAUGCCUCGUAAUUCCAAAGGACCAGAAACUCAGACAAAAGAUCAGCACACUUUGGGAAGCACCACGGAUUUACUUUUCCGGAGCAAACAAGAAAAAGAUGUAUGUUCUGGUGAUGGUUGAUCCUGAUGCUCCGAGGCGCAUCAACCCAACAGCUGCGUACUGGAGGCACUGGGUGGUCGUGAAUGUGCAGGGCAGUGGACUCAUAAAAGGACAGAUGCACGGGACAACCCUCACUGAGUAUCAUCCUCCAACCCCGCCACAGAAAUCUGGUUUUCACCGCUACCAGUUCAUGUUGUAUGAGCAGCUGCCAGAUGCACCAGUGUCACUCACCGAGCAGGAGCAGUCAUCCCGUGGUAAAUGGGAUCUUCAGGCCUUCGUCAAGAGGUUUUAUCUGGGAAAGCCUGUGGCCACUCUGCAGUUUCUCACCCAAAACUACAAAGACUGAAGGAUGUUCAGAUGUCUGAAACAAGAAUCUGUCAGUACAACAAUAUAAAACAAAAUGUUUCCCCACUUUCCUUGAAUUAAACAGCAUCAGUUCUUCAAAGCUUA